Necator americanus (New World hookworm) is the source of this 354-nucleotide messenger RNA. RefSeq lists its product as uncharacterized. Bases 1 to 354 code for a protein of 117 amino acids. The record is from RefSeq and is a predicted model, not a curated record. Lineage: Eukaryota; Metazoa; Nematoda; Chromadorea; Rhabditida; Ancylostomatidae. The transcript has 3 exons.
AUGGCAGACGUAGUUUUCUUCGAACCACGUAGAACAAAUGUGUUCGUGACAACAGGUGGAUCGAACAAAAAACUCGCAAAUCAAACCAAUAUGAGAGUAGCAUAUAAGUUCGUUUUUCCGCCAGACUCGAGUUUUUUUGCAAAACCUGAACAGAUGUACGGUUUUGUUCCAAAAGGAGGAAAAACAGACGUAACACUUUACAGAAAGCCAGGAAAAGGAACCACAGAGAAGAUGACGAUUCAAUUCGCUGCAGUACAGAACAAUGCCACAGAUCCGAAGGCUAGUUUCGCGACUGGACAACCGCUUGGAGAGUUUGCGGGCGAAACGAUAGUAACAUUAGUUGGAACUGAAUGA